AUGGAAGUGCUCAAAACAUCCCAAGAAAUAGUGCACGAGGGAUGGCUAAUUAAAUCGCCACCUACUAAACUUUGGCGAGCGAGGUGGAGAAAACGAUGGUUUGCUCUUCGUCAUAGCGGUGAAUUGCCAGGACAAUAUUUUUUAGAAUAUUAUACAGAUAAGAGAUGUCGAAAACUCAAAGGACACAUCGAUCUUGAUCAGUGUGAACAGGUUGAUGCUGGUUUACGAUUUGAAAAUCGUAAACAAAAAUAUCAAUAUAUGUUCAACGUGAAAACACCAAAGAGGAUUUAUUAUUUGGUGGCUGAGAGUGAAUCAGAUAUGAAUAAAUGGUCGCAAGAAUCACCGCCCAUAUCACCUACAAGUACCAUAUCAGGCCCUUACAUUCCCAUCAGUGAAUGUAUUUCCGGUCGACGUUUAAAUGAUACUAGCUCUCUAAGUUCAGCUAUAAGUCAUGGUCCUGAACACUACGACGCUCCUCGAAGACUCGCUCCAUCUCCAUCAAGAUCGCCAAUUACAACAGAUGCAGAAAGUGUUUUCACUGAUGACGAAUGGACAACACCGAUUCCGAGUGUCAAUUGGGAAACUUUUCCCUCUUCUGGCGAUUCAAAACUUCCUCAGAAUUUGAGUGAUCCAAAAAUUUGUUCAUGGAGUGUGAGCAAACGUUUUGGUAAAUUUAAAAUUGUUGAUUCCGCCACACCUACAGCUGAUGAGUCAGUUCGGGCUCCGCCUCGACCACCAAAACCAUCUCACAUGACAUUAGAAAAUAUUGGACAUAAUUAUUUGAACUUAGAUGGUGCUACUGAAAGUUCUAAACCAACAACACCAGCAACACCCGCACCAUCGACACCAGCAACAGCAAUAAUCUCUGAUGAAACAUAUGAUUUUCCGCGCUCUCAUCAAAUAGGUACUCCAAGUAUAACUAGUACUGAUACCUCUACAACCGGGCGGACACCUAGGCAUUGUUAUAGUAAUGCUGCACCAUCUUCUGUUGACGAUCGUAUAUUUAGAUAUGAUUUUAAUGAUGAUGAACCAUCCAGUCCUCGUUCUGAGAGCUCAACCACUGCAACUUAUUCUAAUUUGCCAAGUCCACUAAUAAGAGAUUCUUCGAGUAGUGUAUCAUCAACUGUUGUUCUUCCACCGCCUGUCGUUUACCGAGAAUUAAAACCUGGAAGAAAAACGAGUGAUACAACUUCUAUUAUUAGUAAUGAACCAUCGCCUGGUCCUAAUUUAUCUGCUCCAGAAAUGAGUCCUUCUGAUCAUUUAGCUAGUGAACCACCACGCAUUAAUCGGAAAUUGAAACCCCCGUUAACCAAACUCCCUACUGAGGGACCACUCCAAUUGGCUUCACCACCUGGUAAAAAUAAAUUGCGAGCAGCUCCCAGCCCUACGCCACAUGCUCACGGACACAGUACACGACAUUGUUCGACAUCAGACGAAGAUAACAAUAUUGUCGAUGAUAAAGAGGAGAUUUACUAUUAUCAGGAUAAUAACACUUUUAUACCGGCUUCAAAUCGAAGACUAGUAGUUUUACAAUACUUAGAUCUUGAUUUAGAAGCUUCUGAAAGUUUUGCUUCAUCAACAUUACCGCCGGCUCAAUCGCCGCCUAAUACUACUGUUUAUAAAACUGUGGAUUUUUUGAAAACCGAUGCCUUUAAUCGUACUAGACAACGAGUUGAAGAAGAGAGAAAACGUACUGAUGAAUUAGCUUAA
Molecule: messenger RNA, 1710 nt
Organism: Cotesia congregata
Lineage: Eukaryota; Metazoa; Arthropoda; Insecta; Hymenoptera; Braconidae
Source: the annotation of a GenBank genome assembly